This is a messenger RNA of Rhea pennata, 1005 nucleotides long. RefSeq names its product POU class 4 homeobox 3 (gene POU4F3). Gene Ontology annotation, biological process: regulation of transcription by RNA polymerase II. Gene Ontology annotation, molecular function: RNA polymerase II cis-regulatory region sequence-specific DNA binding; DNA-binding transcription factor activity, RNA polymerase II-specific. NCBI's taxonomy places the organism in Eukaryota, Metazoa, Chordata, Aves, Rheiformes, Rheidae. The transcript is spliced from 2 exons. Bases 1 to 1005 code for a protein of 334 amino acids. The record is from RefSeq and is a predicted model, not a curated record.
AUGAUGGCCAUGAACGCCAAGCAGCCGUUCACCAUGCACGCUGCCCUCCAGGAGCCCAAGUACUCCAGCCUGCACUCCAGCUCGGAGGCUAUGCGCAGAGUUUGCCUCCCAGCCCCGCAGCUCCAGGGCAAUAUAUUUGGAAGCUUUGAUGAGAGCCUGCUGGCCCGCGCAGAGGCUCUGGCGGCUGUCGAUAUUGUCUCCCACGGCAAGAGCCACCCGUUCAAGCCGGACGCGACCUACCACACCAUGAGCAGUGUCCCGUGCACCUCUACCUCCUCCGCCGUGGCCCUCUCGCACCCCGCGGCGCUCACCUCGCACCCGCACCACGCCGUGCACCCGGCCCUGGACGGCGACCUCCUGGAGCACCUCUCGCCCUCGCUGGCCGUCGGCGGGCUGGGCGAGCCCCCGGCCGUGCCGGCGCCGCUGCCCCCGCACCCGCUGGGCGCCAUGGGCCACCUGGCCAUGGGCAUGGGCCCCCCCGGGGGCCCGGCGCCGCCGCUGCCCGCGCCGCCCUGCCUCCCCGACGUGGAGUCCGACCCGCGGGAGCUGGAAGCCUUCGCCGAGCGCUUCAAGCAGCGCCGCAUCAAGCUGGGGGUGACCCAGGCCGACGUGGGGGCGGCCCUGGCCAACCUGAAGAUCCCGGGCGUGGGCUCGCUGAGCCAGAGCACGAUCUGCCGCUUCGAGUCGCUGACGCUGUCGCACAACAACAUGAUGGCGCUGCGGCCGGUGCUGCAGGCCUGGCUGGAGGAGGCCGAGGCCGCGCACCGCGACCGCGCCGCCAAGCCCGAGCUCUUCGCCGGCGCCGAGCGCAAGCGCAAGCGCACGUCCAUCGCCGCGCCCGAGAAGCGCUCGCUGGAGGCCUACUUCGCCCUCCAGCCGCGGCCCUCCUCCGAGAAGAUAGCCGCCAUCGCCGAGAAGCUCGACCUCAAGAAGAACGUGGUCCGCGUCUGGUUCUGCAACCAGCGGCAGAAGCAGAAGCGCAUGAAGUACUCGGCGGUGCACUGA